ACUGUAAGUCUGUAACUGUCCCUGGAUGAGUGCUAUUGUCAAAUACACAUCUAUUUUCAUUCCUUUUCACACAUCUCCGGGAAAACCCUUCCGACGGCGAUUUAUAACCACCACCAUAACCGUCCACAGAACCCUGCUGCAUCGACAUCGACAUCGACAUCGACAUCGACGCCCCAAGCACCAGAUGGAUAUGGAUAUGAAUAAGGAUAAGCACAGCGAAGUAGAGAUUGAAAGUCACGUGCACUACAACCAUACCCUUCCCUCAAAAUACGUCAGAUGGACCGCUAGGGAGAGCUUCCAAUUCAUGUAUGCAAGGCCCUGGCACCCAGUCAACGAUUUUUAUCUCAAUAUUGUUCGUGGCACCCACUCUUUUUCAAUUCUUUUUGGCCCUCAGACAGUUCUUGGUCAUAAUGAUCCUGGAAUUCCAGCACUUUCUGAUGAGACUGAGUUGGAAAGUGUUUCAUCCGAAGAUCGCCAUGGAAGGUGGGCAAGAGUAACUUUCAAAAUUGUUCUUUCAUACCACGGGGCUUCUUUUGAUGGGUGGCAAAAGCAACCAGGAUUGAGUACCGUUCAAAGUAUAGUAGAAGGUUCACUUGGCAAAUUUGUUGAUGAAAAGAAAACUCAACUGCUCAAGGACAAAGGUUUGCCUGUUGAAGGCUGUGCUGUUGUUGCAGGUCGUACUGACAAAGGGGUGACAGCACUUCAACAAGUCUGUUCUUUCUAUACUUGGAGGAAGGAUGUUAAACCAAGAGAGGUUGAGGAUGCAAUCAAUAGUGCAGCACCCGGAAAACUUAGGGUCAUAUCAGUUUCUGAGGUAUCCCGUGCCUUUCAUCCUAAUUUCUCAGCCAAAUGGAGACGUUACCUUUAUAUUUUCCCUCUCACUGAUGGAGACUACAUGGACCAAAGUGGUGGAAAUGAGGACUUAUGUGCCAAUAACGGAUGUAAUGGUAUUCAUGAUUCUGCCAACAAGGAUGAGCUAGAAAGUGAACAGAAAUCUUAUGUGUUCAGUGUAAGAAAGGUAAACCGGCUUCUGCGACAAUUAGAAGGAAAAUUGUUAUCCUACAAGAUGUUUGCCCGUGAUACAAAAGCUUCAAGAAAUGAAGGUCCACCAACUGAGUGUUUUCUUUACCAUGCGAGAGCUAUGGAGAUAAGACUGGCUACUGACUACAAUGAAGAAACACGGGUUAUGUGCGUUGAGCUGGUAGCUAAUCGCUUUUUACGCAAGAUGGUUCGAGUCCUUGUGGCAACCUCAAUUAGAGAAGCUGCUGCUGGUGCUGAAGAUGAUGCCUUGCUGCAGCUCAUGGAUGCCACGUGCCGGCGUGCCACUGCUCCACCAGCACCCCCUGAUGGACUAUGUCUAGUUGAUGUAGGGUAUACAGAAUUUGACGGCACAAAAUGCUUCGUCCCCAAAGAGUAGACCUUUUUCCCCAAGUCGUCGAAUCUUUCAUUUAAUGGAAACAAAUUCAUUAGCCUUAUAGAUAUAUGUCCCCGGUAUACUAUUACCCUUAUACAUUUUAUCAUUUUGUGAGUAAAAGUAAAACGGCUCCAGUAAUUAUGAUUUAUGAUACAUUUAACGAUGAUUCAGUUUGGAUCAUCAGUGUCACAAGUCCAACCAAUUUGAAAUAUAUAAUGAUUUGAAUUGAAUUA
Molecule: messenger RNA, 1647 nt
Organism: Arachis duranensis
Lineage: Eukaryota; Viridiplantae; Streptophyta; Magnoliopsida; Fabales; Fabaceae
Exons: 9
Coding region: 26-1417 (463 amino acids)
Biological process (GO): tRNA pseudouridine synthesis
Molecular function (GO): RNA binding; pseudouridine synthase activity
Source: RefSeq, a predicted model, not a curated record